Mycotypha africana is the source of this 1860-nucleotide messenger RNA. RefSeq lists its product as uncharacterized. Gene Ontology annotation, molecular function: mRNA binding. NCBI's taxonomy places the organism in Eukaryota, Fungi, Mucoromycota, Mucoromycetes, Mucorales, Mycotyphaceae. Bases 1 to 1860 code for a protein of 619 amino acids. The transcript is spliced from 4 exons. Gene Ontology annotation, cellular component: cytosol. The record is from RefSeq and is a predicted model, not a curated record. Gene Ontology annotation, biological process: mRNA splice site recognition.
AUGAACAUUCACAGCCACAACAAAAAACAACACUUUGGUAUGUUUUGCCAUUCGGACGCACCGAUCACAUUCUUUCUGUCACUUUUUAACAUUAUUUUCAUACAAUGUAGGAUGGGUGAAUUAGAACAAUGGCAAGAUGAAGCUUAUAUCCAACAGCUUUGGUUCAACCUGGGUGAAAAAGUCAUGGUUAAAGUGAUUCGUGAUAAAGUCACAGGAGCAAGUGCGGGUUAUGCCUUUGUUGACUUUGGUAAUGCCGCAGCAGCCAGAAGAGCCAUGAACAACUAUAAUGGGGUAUUGAUGCCUAACUCACUCAAACCUUUCAAAUUGAACUGGGCUUCGGGUGGUGGUUUGAUUGACAGAAGAGAGGAUCGGCAACCGGAGUAUUCUAUUUUUGUUGGUGAUUUGAGUUCUGAAAUUACCGAGACUGAUUUAUUGACCCUGUUUCAAUCUCGUUAUCCUUCCUGUAAAUCAGCCAAAAUAAUGACUGACCCUAGAACAGGAAUGACACGUGGUUACGGAUUCGUACGGUUUUCGGAUCAAAUUGAUCAACAAACAGCUUUGAUUGAAAUGCAGGGUUAUUGUAUUGGGUCUCGCGCAAUUCGUGUUUCGGUAGCAACUCCUAAAAAUUCACGUACCAAUAAUAGCAACGGUACGAAUCAAAGCAAUAACAACGCAAAUCAACAACAGCUACUGUUACUGCAACAGCAACAACAACAAUCGCAACGACAUCAAUUACAGCAAUUGCAGUUACUUCGCGAAUUACAGUUGCGCCAACAGCAACAACAACAACAACAACAGCAGCAGCAGCAGAAUAAUGGUCAUUAUACAAAUAUCUCCACUCCUUCCUCUGCAUCUUUAUUGACUUCACCUAAUAAAUCGCCUUUAUUAAUGUCAUCACCCAUGAUAAUGAAUGUGAAUAAUAAGCAACCGUACUCCAUCACGUCACCAACAAUCCCCCAGAUGUCGGAUGCAGGCAUGAAUCUCACCAAUACCACCGUCUUUGUUGGUGGAUUGUCUGCACCUGUUACAGAACAUGAAUUGAGACAAUAUUUCCAACCUUUUGGUGAAAUCAUCUACGUUAAAAUACCUCCCGGUAAAGGCUGUGGAUUUGUUCAAUACGUUUCUCGUCAUUCUGCAGAAUUAGCUAUUCGACAAAUGAACGGAUAUCAAAUUGGCAAUUCGCGCAUCCGAUUAUCAUGGGGUAGAUCAUCUCAACAACAGCCAUCACCCACCUCUGCGACCACGAGUUCACCAUUUAUGCUUUCUCAAGCGCCUUCCUUCACUACAGCUAUGCAACAACAGCAAUUACAACGACAACAUUCCUCACCUAUUCCUAUCGCUUCAAUCAACACUGCUAAUAUUUAUUCCUCACCUCCACCUCCCUCAUUCAUCUCUCCUUCGCCUUCUUCUUCCAUCACUAUUCUCUCGCCUCCUCCCAUGAUGUCCCCACCUAUGACUACAGCUAUAACAACAACGGCUGCUGGUGCUCCUGGUGGUAGUACUAUCAGUAGUAGCAAUCACAUUGGACAUUAUCCACCCGUCAUGUCUCACUAUACUACGGCUACUGUGCCUACUGCUGCUCAGCAUCAUCAUCCUAUUCUUAACCAUCCAUCUGCUCUUCAUAUCCAACCUCUCCAUCAAACGAUGUCUUCUAUGAAUGAUGGCUUGCACAAUACUAAGGAUUUUGGAUUCUUGGAUGAGAUGGACUCAAACACAACGAACGACUUGUUAAUGAACUCAGUUACGCGUUCGGUUCUUGGUGAUGAUGACCCACAAGACCAUCAUGGUAACAGUAGCAACAACAACAGUAGUGCUCAUCAACAUCACGACUGGAGAUUGAAGCAUAUUUAUGCCCAAUAG